Molecule: messenger RNA, 2391 nt
Organism: Tigriopus californicus
Lineage: Eukaryota; Metazoa; Arthropoda; Copepoda; Harpacticoida; Harpacticidae
Gene: mtDNA-helicase
Product: twinkle mtDNA helicase-like
Biological process (GO): mitochondrial DNA replication
Cellular component (GO): mitochondrion
Molecular function (GO): ATP binding; 5'-3' DNA helicase activity; single-stranded DNA binding
Source: RefSeq, a predicted model, not a curated record
CCUACUAUGAAAUAAAAAUCCAAUUCCUCAGGGCCUGAAGCUUUCUUAUGUUUCUUAUUUACGGCGCGAGAACAAAAAACAACAUGUGAAGAAUGCUCGCUCGCUCUCUUGGGAGAUUGAAGAGCGAUGUCGUAAUGAAACCAUCUCGUGUGUUACCGAUGCCAUCGUUGUCCAGUAUCUUCAUGAAAGAAAUCGUCUCAUGAUCAAGUUGGCCCCGCCCCCACCAUGACCCAUCAUUAUGACCAUGUUCCUCUUUAAGACCGCCCCCUCUCCUCUAAUGACUCUAAGUCGAUCAUUAACCUGGACCCCUGGCCUUAGAUCCUUUCCACCCCUCCCGCCCACCUCUCAGCCUCCCACUCGUUCCUUUUCAGCCCUAAUCGCCGGGGGAUCGAGUUGUGUGGGUGGGCCUCUGACCGUUCCAUGGUUUCAUAUGGCUUUCCGCGGCCUUUUAAGGCCCUCCUUGGAUGCCACGGCCUUGAGCGCCGCGCCCAAUUAUUUAGAGAUGAAACGCUACCUACGCUUCCGAUCGGUCGAUUUUCAAGAAAGUCAUGCUUGCUUGAUACUGGAGUUACCUAAACACAUUGUACUGGGUCAGGGGUUGCCGCCCUCUAAAUGGGAGGGCAUUGAACACGCCCUAGCCAAAGUGUACCUGAACAAAACCACCGGUUUCUUUUCCAUCCCGGAAUGCGCUCUGUAUGGCCAUUGGAGCGAUUUGCAGACCUUUUUGAGCGUUUGGUGUGACAAUCGGUCGAAAAAAAGGAGUGAGGCGUUAGACGAGUACCCUGCGCUACCCCACUUCAAUUUGGAAACCGCCCCAGAGGUUCAGACCUGUUGGGAUCGAGGCGUGACCCUGGAUAGUAUUACGCCCACUGAAUUCAAAGACCUGCUCAAGGCCUUAAAGUUGCCGGUUCGCGAGUUCAAACUUGAGGACUUGGCCUCCGUCGAGGUGAGAGCGGAUUUAGCCAGUCAAUCGCUUCUAUUUCCCAUUCGAUAUCACGAAGAUCCCUGGCCUUUGAUCGGAGUGCGUCAAAUCCAACCCAGUCAAGAUGGCAAUGAGCCCUUCGUCGAAGUGACGGUGCCGGAAUUUAUUCCUGGCGGGGGUUCAGCCCCACAUCGUGUGUUCCCGUUUCCGUUUGGUCUGGAAUCGGCUCGUCGAGCUCGUGCCAAGUCCAUUGUGCUCGUAUCGAACAUUUUGGACGCAGUGGUGAUUAGGGCCCGCACUAAAGUGUACCCAGUGGCCUUGGCUGAAGGUUUCAGUUGCCUACCACCCGACCUUUUGGCCUUCUUUGAGGAAUUCGACCAUAUCAAGAUUUGGUUCCCAAAUGAACGGAGUGCUUUUGAGGCUGGAUUAGCUUUUGCCCGAAAAUUGGGCGAUAAACGUUGCUUUCUGAUGAAUCGGGACAUCGGGAGUCCGUUGUUGUGCCUUAAGAAACGAGAGAAUGUGGACUCGAUCCUCCAAAAACAAGUCAGACCGUGUUGUCACGAAUUCAUCACUACUUUUGAGGCCCUUCGAGAAGAUGUCUUUAUGGAGAUGGCUCAUCAAAACGAAAUUGAAGGCAUCAAGUUCAGGCGGUUCGAGCCACUGAACGAGAUUAUGCGGGGAUUUCGUCGUGGAGAAUUGUCUGUGUUCUCCGGUAAAACGGGUACCGGCAAAACGACCUUCAUGUCAGAAUACUCCUUGGACCUCUGUGCACAAGGUGUCAACACACUUUGGGGCAGCUUCGAGGUCAAAAACACGCGAUUGGCCAAAAUGCAAUUGAAGCAGUUCUCAGCCAUCAACUUGGAAGAUCACCUUGAUCAGUUUGACCCUUGGGCGGAUCGAUUCCAACGGUUGCCCAUGUAUUAUCUUGCCUUUCAUGGAUCUCAAAAGGUUGAUCUAGUCUUGGAUGCCAUGGGCCAUGCUGUUUAUAUUUACGACAUAUCCCACGUCAUCAUUGACAACAUUCAGUUCAUGAUGGGAAUGAGUGCCAAAGGAGUGGAUCGAUUUUAUACUCAGGAUCUGAUCAUUGAAAGAUUCCGUAAGUUUGCCACUCUGCACAACGUUCAUGUGACUUUGGUGAUUCAUCCUCGGAAAGAGAACGAAGACCAUUUGAGUACAAAUUCCAUUUUCGGUGGAGCCAAAGCCACUCAAGAAGCCGACAAUGUGAUUCUACUUCAAGAGGAAACCGUCAAUCCCAAAAUCAAGAGAAAAUUCAUUCAGAGCCCAACCAGAGGUCGUGCAUGGCCGAAAAAUCGCCGAACUUCAAGCCUCGACGAGGCAGAUGAUAUAACCCGAGCUCGCGGCGUUCUCGAGCAUUUAACACUUUUCCAUUGAUUCGCUUAACGGGUUGGGGGUUUUUGAACUUUUUGCGUCCCUUGAAGCGUUUUAGCAUAAACGUCUUUUUCAGUUCA